Closterium sp. Naga37s-1 is the source of this 246-nucleotide messenger RNA. NCBI's taxonomy places the organism in Eukaryota, Viridiplantae, Streptophyta, Zygnematophyceae, Desmidiales, Closteriaceae. The record is from the annotation of a GenBank genome assembly.
AUGCGCUUCGCUAUCUGGCAGCUCGUCCGUCAGUUAUCCCUCGCCGUGCCGGUCGUCCUGACGGUUCACGACAACGUCGUCAGCAUGUGCGGCGUGGAUGGCCACUCCAUGUCGCCCACCUUCAACCCGCUACGUGACAAAACCGGCCUGCCAUUCCGUGCCGCCCUUAGCGAUCGCGUGCUAUUAGACAGGCUGUCGGCGCGUUACAUGCAGUACCAGCGCGGGGACGUUGUGGUGCUCAGGUGA